AUGGCCAACAACUCUGGCAUCUCGACGGGCUCGUCGCUCAACGCGACGGUGUCGCCCACGUCCCAGACGUACCCGUCGCAGCGCGGCUCCAACCACACGCUCAACAUGGCCGAGUACCUCGACCCGACCGACAAGGACAUGCAGGUGUGUGCGCCAAAGGCCCCGUGGUUCUCCAACGCCCCCGCACGACCACGUCGCCGCGCACCGUCGUUGGACCCCGAGAUCGACCGCGUCAACGAGAGCGACGACCCAGUGUCGCUCCGCGCGCUGAGCGAGGUCGAGGCAAACUCGUUGGUACAGCUCUUCCACCAGCGUCUCAACCCGCUCGUCGCUGUCCUGGAUGCCCAACUUCACACAAUGCACUACCUCCGUCGCACCUCGAGCGUCCUCUUCUCCACUGUCCUCGCGUCGAGUUCCCGCUUCUUCCGGCACGACCUGCACCCGACGCUUCUGAGCCACGCGCGCACCGUGCUCGACCGUGCGCUGCAGGCCGGGUCGACGGACAUUGGCGUCGUCCAGUCCCUCAUGGUCCUGACAUACUGGAAGGACCCCGAGGACACGAGUGGCUGGAUGAAGGUCGGCAUGGCGAUUCGUCUCGGAUACAGCCUGUUCUGGCACAUUCCGCGCACCGAGCCGCUGCCCGACGACGAGAUGGAGGCGCGCGAGAUCCUCAACGCUGAGCGGACAUGGUUUUGCCUGUUUUCGUUUGACCGCGGCCAGUCGUACGUCCAUGGCUUGCCGACAGUGAUCCGCCUCACGGACCAUGCCGACCCGGAGGUGUGGUCACGGCAGCACCUGCACCUCGGCCCCAGUGUCGACAUGCACAUUUCUGCCUCGAUCCAGCUGUGCAAGCUCAAGGACCACUGGGGAGAGGUGUGCGAGUCCAAGUGCUCCGACCCGGCGUACCUCGAACUGGCGAUCGAGACGCUCAUGACACAGUGCGACGCGCUGAUCCACAAGUGGUUCAACAAGGAGGCGCCCCCGCCGUGCUUUGACACCGACGUCGAGCACGUCCUGCUGUGGUCCAUCCUGGACUUUAUGUUCAUCAUGAAGCGGUUCCACCUCGACAUGGCGCCGCACGACCAGCUGCGCCUCGACAGCUGCCUCCACAUUGUCGCCCGCGUCGCUGACGAGGUCGACAUUCUCGCCAGCAACGGCAUGCUCGUGAUCAUGCAGGAUUCCGCAAGCUGCAUGACCUCGUCGCUCGUCGUCUUUAUGCGCAAGCUGUUCCGCUUCUCGGACCGCUCCCAAAAGUCGUACAUCCUCACCAUGCUGCACCGCAUCCUCCUCGCCCACGCGUCCGUCACCAACGAAGACUCCAAGACGGCGCCGGCGUACGUCGCGCGCUUUAUCCGCCGCGUCCUGUCGGCGCUGUCGGUCGAAUCGCGUGCCGGAUCUCCGGGCCCCGGAGCCGACCUGCUCAACGGCUCGUCGCACGGCCAAGAGGGCGGCGUCGAGGUCGACUUCUUCGCCGAGCUCGGCCUCGAAGAGUUCAUGCACGUGCCAGAGUAUGUGGCGCAGAACGAGGCAGACGACGGGCGGUACUGGGCCAACAUGCUCCUCUCCGAAGUCCUCCCGCGCAACGGUGACAUGUGA
Messenger RNA from Apiotrichum porosum, 1596 nucleotides. RefSeq lists its product as uncharacterized. Gene Ontology annotation, biological process: regulation of DNA-templated transcription; DNA-templated transcription. The record is from RefSeq and is a predicted model, not a curated record. The transcript has 4 exons. Gene Ontology annotation, cellular component: nucleus. Lineage: Eukaryota; Fungi; Basidiomycota; Tremellomycetes; Trichosporonales; Trichosporonaceae. Gene Ontology annotation, molecular function: zinc ion binding; transcription cis-regulatory region binding; DNA-binding transcription factor activity, RNA polymerase II-specific. The coding region runs from base 1 to 1596 and encodes 531 amino acids.